Molecule: messenger RNA, 5643 nt
Organism: Castor canadensis (American beaver)
Lineage: Eukaryota; Metazoa; Chordata; Mammalia; Rodentia; Castoridae
Gene: Dock8
Product: dedicator of cytokinesis 8
Biological process (GO): positive regulation of GTPase activity; positive regulation of establishment of T cell polarity; positive regulation of T cell migration
Cellular component (GO): cell leading edge
Molecular function (GO): guanyl-nucleotide exchange factor activity
Source: RefSeq, a predicted model, not a curated record
UUUUCCAGAAAUCUUCUCUAUGUCUACCCACAGAGGCUGAACUUUGCUAACAAGCUAGCCUCAGCCAGGAACAUUACAAUAAAAAUCCAGUUUAUGUGUGGAGAAGACCCCAGCAAUGCCAUGCCGGUUAUCUUUGGAAAAUCCAAUGGGCCUGAAUUUCUACAGGAAGUAUAUACAGCCAUUACAUACCAUAAUAAGUCUCCUGACUUUUAUGAAGAAGUGAAAAUUAAGCUUCCUGCUAAGCUCACUGUAAACCACCAUCUCCUAUUCACCUUCUAUCACAUCAGCUGUCAGCAGAAGCAAGGGGCCUCCGUGGAAAGUCUCCUGGGAUAUUCAUGGCUGCCAAUUCUCCUAAAUGAACGUCUUCAAACCGGAUCCUACUGUCUUCCAGUUGCCUUGGAAAAGCUGCCACCCAACUAUUCCAUGCACUCUGCUGAGAAAGUCCCUUUACAGAAUCCUCCCAUUAAGUGGGCUGAAGGCCAUAAGGGAGUAUUUAAUAUUGAAGUGCAAGCCGUUUCUUCCGUUCACACCCAGGACAACCACCUGGAGAAGUUCUUCACCCUCUGCCACAGCCUGGAGAGCCAAGUGACCUUCCCCAUCCGGGUGCUGGACCAGAAGAUCAGCGAGAGCACGCUGGAGCAUGAGCUGAAACUCAGCAUCAUCUGCCUGAACUCCUCUCGCCUGGAGCCCCUCGUGCUCUUCUUGCACCUGGUGCUGGACAAGCUCUUCCAGCUGUCCGUGCAGCCCAUGGUCAUCGCUGGCCAGACAGCUAACUUCUCCCAGUUUGCCUUCGAGUCCGUGGUGGCCAUCGCCAACAGUCUGCACAAUAGCAAGGACCUGAGUAAGGACCAGCACGGGAGGAACUGCCUGCUGGCCUCCUAUGUGCACUACGUCUUCCGUCUGCCGGAACUGCAGAGGGACACCGUGCCCAAGUCAGGUGGCACCACUGCCCUCCCUGACCCUCGCUACCACACCUAUGGACGCACAUCUGCUGCUGCCGUGAGUUCGAAGCUGCUGCAGGUCCGGGCAAUGAGCAGCAGCAACCCAGACCUGGCGGGGACACAUUCGGCAACAGAUGAGGACGUUAAGAACAUUGUGUCAUCAAAGAUUGCUGAUCGGAACUGCAGCCGGAUGUCUUACUAUGGCUCUGGCAAUAACGAUGUUCCAUGUUCAACUGCAGCCCCAAGGCCGGCCAGCAAAAAGCAUUUCCACGAAGAGCUUGCCCUGCAGAUGGUGGUCAGCACUGGAAUGGUGCGAGAAACAGUCUUCAAGUAUGCAUGGUUCUUCUUUGAGCUUCUGGUGAAAAGCAUGGCCCAGUAUGUACAUAACCUGGACAAACGGGACAGUUUUCGGAGGACUCGUUUUUCUGACCGCUUCCAAGAUGACAUAACUACCAUUGUUAAUGUGGUCACCUCGGAGAUUGCAGCUCUUUUAGUGAAACCUCAGAAGGAAAGUGAACAGGCAGAGAAAAUCAACAUCAGCCUGGCUUUCUUCUUGUAUGACCUUCUUUCUCUCAUGGACCGUGGGUUUGUGUUUAACCUCAUCAAACAUUAUUGCAACCAGCUGUCGGCCAAGCUGAAUAACCUUCCAACACUCAUUUCCAUGAGGUUGGAGUUCCUGAGAAUUCUCUGUAGUCAUGAGCAUUACCUCAACCUGAACCUCUUCUUUAUGAAUGCUGACACUGCGCCAGCAUCGCCUUGUCCCUCCAUAUCUUCCCAGAACUCGAGCUCUUGCUCCAGUUUCCAGGAUCACAAGAUAGCCAGCAUGUUCGAUCUGACUUCAGAGUACCGCCAGCAGCACUUUCUUACCGGGCUCCUCUUCACAGAACUGGCUGCUGCCCUGGACACUGAAGGGGAAGGAAUCAGCAAAGUGCAGAGGAAAGCUGUCAGUGCCAUCCACAGCCUGCUGAGCUCUCAUGACCUGGACCCGCGGUGUGUGAAACCGGAGAUGAAGGUCAAAAUUGCCACCCUUUACCUGCCUUUGGUUGGCAUCAUUUUGGACACUCUGCCACAGCUCUAUGAUUUUACAGCUGCAGAUGCUCGUGGUGGGAAAAGUCGCACCAAUGGCUCCGAUGAAGAACAAGAUGGAGUCAGUGCAAUUAACCAGAAUGUGGCCCUGGCCAUAGCAGGGAAUCAUUUCAAUCUGAAAACAAGUGGAACAAUGCUAUCUUCCUUGCCCUAUAAGCAGUACAAUGUGCUGAAUGCUGACACCACCCGAAACCUUAUGAUUUGCUUCCUCUGGAUUAUGAAAAAUGCCGAUCAGAGCCUCAUCAGGAAGUGGAUUGCUGACCUGCCAUCAAUGCAACUAAACAGGAUUCUAGACCUGCUUUUCAUCUGUGUGUCCUGUUUUGAGUAUAAGGGAAAACAGAGUUCUGACAAAGUCAGUACCCAAGUCCUCCAGAAGUCAAGGGAUGUCAAGGCCAGGCUGGAAGAGGCUUUGCUCCGUGGGGAAGGGGCCCGAGGGGAGAUGAUGCGUCGCUGCCGGACUCCAGGGAAUGACCGAUUUCCAGGCCUAAAUGAAAAUUUGAGAUGGAGGAAAGAGCAGACACAUUGGCGGCAAGCUAACGAGAAGCUAGAUAAAACAAAGGCAGAGUUAGAUCAGGAAGCCUUGGUCAGCGGCAAUCUGGCUACUGAAGCAAAUUUAAUCAUCCUGGAUAUGCAGGAAAACAUUAUCCAGGCAAGUUCAGCCCUGGACUGUAAAGACAGCCUGCUGGGAGGUGUCCUGAAGGUCCUGGUGAAUUCUCUGAGCUGCGAUCAGAGUACCACCUACCUGACUCACUGCUUUGCAACCCUCCGUGCCCUCAUUGCCAAGUUUGGAGACUUGCUGUUUGAGGAGGAGGUGGAACAGUGUGCGGACCUUUGUCAGCGAGUGCUACACCACUGCAGCAGCAGUAUGGAUGUCACACGGAGCCAAGCCUGCGCCACACUCUACCUCCUCAUGCGCUUCAGUUUUGGCGCCACCAGUAACUUUGCAAGAGUAAAGAUGCAAGUAACCAUGUCUCUGGCUUCUUUGGUGGGGAAAGCACCCGACUUUAAUGAGGAGCACCUGAGGAGAUCCUUGAGGACAAUUUUGGCCUAUUCAGAAGAGGAUACAGCCAUGCAGACAACUCCUUUUCCCACCCAGGUGGAGGAGCUACUCUGCAAUCUGAAUAGCAUUUUAUAUGACACAGUGAAAAUGAGGGAAUUUCAGGAAGAUCCUGAGAUGCUUAUGGAUCUCAUGUACAGAAUUGCAAAGAGUUACCAGACAUCUCCUGAUCUGCGGCUGACCUGGCUCCAGAACAUGGCAGAGAAACACACGAAGAAGAAGUGCUUCACCGAGGCCGCCAUGUGCCUUGUACACGCGGCGGCCUUAGUGGCCGAGUAUCUGAGCAUGCUGGAGGACCACAGCUACCUGCCUGUGGGCAGCGUCAGCUUUCAGAGUAUUUCUUCCAAUGUGCUGGAGGAGUCUGCCAUCUCUGAAGACACCUUGUCUCCCGAUGAGGAUGGGGUAUGCUCAGGACGGUACUUCACGGAGUGUGGCUUGGUGGGCCUCCUGGAGCAGGCCGCGGAGCUCUUCAGCACGGGAGGCUUGUACGAGACAGUUAACGAGGUCUACAAGCUGGUCAUCCCCAUCCUGGAAGCUCAUCGAGACUUCCGGAAACUGACAUCCACUCAUGACAAGCUGCAGAAGGCUUUUGAAAACAUCAUUAGCAAGGAUCAUAAGAGAAUGUUUGGAACCUACUUCCGAGUUGGUUUCUAUGGAGCCAAAUUUGGGGAUUUGGAUGAGCAGGAAUUUGUUUACAAAGAGCCUGCAAUUACAAAGCUUCCUGAGAUCUCCCACAGACUGGAGGGAUUUUAUGGCCAGUGUUUCGGUGCAGAAUUUGUGGAAGUGAUAAAAGACUCUGCUCCUGUGGACAAAAGCAAGUUGGAUCCUAACAAGGCCUACAUACAGAUCACUUUUGUGGAGCCCUACUUUGAUGAGUAUGAGAUGAAAGACAGGGUAACCUACUUUGAGAAGAAUUUCAACCUGCGGAGGUUCAUGUACACCACCCCGUUCACCCUGGAGGGGCGGCCUCGGGGAGAGCUGCACGAGCAAUACCGGAGGAACACGGUCCUGACCACCAUGCAUGCCUUCCCCUACAUCAAGACCAGGAUCAGAGUCAUCCAGAAGGAGGAGUUUGUUUUGACUCCGAUUGAAGUUGCCAUAGAAGAUAUGAAGAAAAAGACUCUUCAGCUAGCAGUGGCCAUUCACCAGGAGCCUCCAGAUGCAAAGAUGCUUCAGAUGGUACUGCAAGGCUCUGUCGGGGCCACUGUAAACCAGGGACCAUUGGAAGUAGCCCAAGUGUUCUUGGCUGAAAUUCCAGCUGACCCAAAAUUGUAUCGACACCACAACAAGCUGAGGUUAUGCUUCAAGGAGUUUAUAAUGCGAUGUGGUGAGGCUGUAGAGAAAAACAAGCGUCUCAUUACAGCAGACCAGAGGGAAUAUCAGCAGGAACUCAAAAAGAACUAUAACAAGCUGAAAGAGAACCUCAGGCCCAUGAUCGAGCGGAAAAUCCCAGAACUUUACAAGCCCAUAUUCAGAGCUGAGAGUCAAAAGAGGGACUCCUUCCACAGAUCUAGUUUCAGGAAAUGUGAAACCCAGUUGUCACAGGGCAGCUAAGAGAAGCCAUCUUCACCCAUGGAGACUGAAGUCCUAUGAUCUGAGAAGGACUUGCUGGUACUUAAAAUACAGGACAGUGGCCACCAGGACUGACACACACUCCCUGCCCAGUCAACACUCUGGAAGCUUUGGAAGCCGAGGGACCAUGGAUGACACCCAAAUUGACCAAGAUUGAUCAAAUCUUGGUCAUGCCAGGGGUUUGGCAUAGGGGCAGGGAUAAUCAAGGUGACUGUGUAUUUAUUGAAGUGUGUUUUUCACAACGUUGUACAAAACAAAGAAUAAGCAGCUUCUGCUGAGUGGCCAGUCCAUGUCCACCCAAGAAGUGAUUUCCUCUGGCCUAGACUUGAAUUUACAGGGUAAAUUCAAAUUGCGCAGAGAAAUAGAAAAGUUGUCCACCACCUAUUCCAAGUGAAAUUCAUCUAUCACCUCUUUAUGGGAAAGGAGAGUAAACUCUAGUAAUAUGUACAUUUUCAAUAAAGCUGAGAGGGGAAGCCUUCCUCAAAAUGUGAACAUCAUGAUGAUUGGAAAUCUGGGAUAGAUUAUUUGUGAACUUGUUAUCUUGUUAUCUUUUUGGUUAUGGUGGACUAAUUGUCAUAUAGUUAUUUUUGCUUUACUGUUACUGUUAUAUUGAGUUAACAGCAUUUAUAGAGGAUCAUACUCAGAGCACUGGUUUAGGAGAGGCACGGUACUCAGCAUUCAGCCAAACAUUGCUGAUACUGCGCUUGCUUAAGUGGAAGCAGUUGUAUAUCAUUUUGCUGUUUUUCCUUAUUCUUGCUUUCAGCUUUUUCUGCUCUCUGAAAUCAAAUGUAUUUUUAUAAAAGGAUAAAAUCUCCUCUCAUUUCAGAACAUUGUGCUGUCUGCUACAAAGUAUAUUCAGCUUUGAAUUCUUUUUACAAUGUACUUUAGGAGAAAGAUGAACAAAGUUAUUAUUUGAGAAUUAAAUUAUAUAUUUUUAAUAUGAUUGAUGACCUUGACUGAUGACUAUGGCUGGAAUAAGAAUUGUAA